AAAGAGAGAGAGAGAGUUUAAACUAAGAGCUAUGUUUUGGGAUGGACUAAUCUGCUACAGAGCAGUGUGAGGAUCGGAGCGCAUUGUGUGAGCGAGUGUGUGGAGGACAGAUAAGGAAAGAAGCCCGGCAGACCGACUGCUUGUUUUAAUGUGCUGACUCUGGGGAGCUAAAAUAAAAAAAUAUUGACUCUUCAGUCGUGUGCCGUGAGCCAGGGCACUAGCGCCACAUUUAACAGAGGUGCACCAGAAAACAAGGGCGCAAGAGAAGAGAGAAAACACAUCCAACCAGACAGCACAUAUAGAGGAUUUCUCCAUCCUUUUCUUCUUUUUUUUAAUCGGUUUAUUUUUCGUUCUUUUUUUCUCGGGACCGAUUCCCAUUUCCAGUAGAGCGAAAAGGAGCCGUAGAGCUACGUGAGCACACACAGAAAAGCCAACACAAAACAAAACAAAACAAAAAACGAGACGGGCGACAAGAAACACCAACAAGAAGAUGUUUGAAAUCAGCCGAACACUGAACGCUGCUUUGUUGAGCAAUGAGUGUCUGAAGAUGAUGGUAAAGUGUUCACAGAACUCGGCAGUAGCCCAGGCGGAAGGCUCGUUCCCGGGCAUGGGCUCGCUGCUUUUCCCCCGAGAUUCGUCCAGCCAACUGGGGGCCAGGGAGCUGGGGGGCUCAGAGACUGCCUCCCCCGGCUGUCACCAGGCUAGUGGGAGACUGUGCCUGCCAGGAACCAACUCUCCCCGAGACAGAAACGGAGAGAGAGAGAGUUGCAAAGCUUACAAACUGAGCUUGGGAUCGACAGAGACUCAGUGGCGUCAGGCAGACCUGCCGCAGCUCCAGGGCUGGGCUGAGAAGGGACUGCUGACACAGCCAAAGAUGAUAAUCAGCAACAUGGAGCCUCAGGUGACGAACGGGCCCAACUCCGCCACAGCCAACGGACCCUCCAGCAACAGUCGCAGCUGCCCCUCGCCCAUGCAGACCGGUGGCCCUAAUGACGACAGCAAGACCAACCUCAUUGUCAAUUACCUGCCCCAGAAUAUGACCCAAGAGGAAUUUCGCAGCCUCUUUGGCAGCAUUGGCGAGAUCGAGUCUUGCAAGCUGGUUCGGGACAAAAUCACAGGGCAGAGUCUUGGCUAUGGUUUUGUGAACUACAUUGACCCAAAAGAUGCAGAGAAAGCCAUCAACACAUUAAAUGGACUCAGACUUCAAACCAAAACUAUUAAGGUGUCAUAUGCACGGCCCAGUUCAGCUUCCAUUCGUGACGCUAACCUGUACGUGAGCGGGCUACCCAAGACCAUGACCCAAAAGGAGCUGGAACAGCUCUUCUCCCAGUACGGACGGAUAAUCACCUCCCGCAUUCUAGUUGACCAGGUCACAGGCCCCACAGGUGGCUCGCGGGGUGUGGGUUUCAUUCGCUUUGAUAAGAGGAUAGAAGCCGAGGAAGCCAUCAAGGGACUGAACGGACAGAAGCCCUCGGGUGCCGCUGAGCCCAUUACGGUGAAGUUUGCCAACAACCCCAGCCAGAAGACUAGCCAGGCACUACUGUCGCAGCUGUACCAAUCCCCAAACCGGCGCUACCCUGGACCCCUCCACCACCAAGCACAGAGGUUCAGGCUGGACAAUUUGCUUAAUAUGGCCUAUGGCGUUAAGAGGUUCUCUCCCAUCACUAUCGAUAGCAUGACCAGUCUAGUAGGAAUGAAUAUCCCCGGUCACACGGGAACGGGCUGGUGCAUCUUCGUCUACAACCUGUCUCCGGACUCGGACGAGAGCGUUCUGUGGCAGCUCUUCGGACCGUUCGGCGCCGUCAACAACGUCAAGGUGAUCCGCGACUUCAACACCAACAAGUGCAAGGGGUUCGGUUUCGUCACCAUGACGAACUACGACGAAGCGGCCAUGGCCAUCGCCAGUCUGAACGGGUACCGGUUGGGUGACCGCGUCUUGCAAGUGUCUUUCAAGACCAACAAGACCCACAAGUCCUGAACUCCCUUUCCCGUCACUCGUGUAGCUCCGUACAGCUCCUCUAUUACUAAAACCCACCUUUGCCCACUCAGCUACUCAAAACAGGAACACACGCAACCAACAAACCCACAAAAAAGAACUGGAUAUGGCUUAUAAUAUAACUUUGGACCUAUAAGCCAAUGUUGCCUAAGUAUUACAAAAUUGAGAAUAUUCAUUAUUUGGAGACCCUGAAAGUGGUACAGGGAUUCUGUUGUAUAUCUUAAGUUCUUGUGGUUGUUUAGUUUUUUCUUUUCUUAUUUUUUCUCUGUAAACAGUAGCAAAACCAGACCGCCCUUAUUUUGAAGAAAAUGUCCUUCUUUAGAUCAAACUCUCUUUUGGUCUCGAUUCAGGAUUUUUUCUUUCUUUUUUAAAUCCGGAUCCACUGUCGUUAGAAUAACGCCUCCCUGGUAAGAGAACGGGAGGGGGCUCUUUUUGAAAAAAGAAAAUAUUUAAGAGAAACGGUGAUCAUUCAUUCAUUUGUUUUGGUGUAAAUUGUUCAAAGUCCCCAAACUGAAUUGAUAGGGAUGACGCCAUCCCUUUUCUCUAAUGCAGAAGAUGUUUCUAGCAUAGUUUUGGUUUUGUACUGCAAACAAAACGCACGUCUGUCCUCACAGGGGAUUGCGGGAAGGGGAGAGGGAAGGGAUGGGCUAGCACCCCUGAUGACACGUUACGUGAAAUAAACCUACACACACACUGUUGCCAAAGAGAAAAUCUCUUUGCUUGAAAAUGCGUUUAGAAAAAAUGAAAAAAUAAAGAGAAAGAAGAUCUAUUUUUAUAAAUAAUGAUUAAAAUAAUUAUUGAAGAAUUUUUACAAGAAUCUGGAUUUGAAAAAAGAGAAAAAUAUUUUGACUGGCUAAUUAGGGACGGGGGGAGGGGUCAGGUGCCACCUUGUCUUGUUCGUUCCGCCGUGGUACUUUUUAGGAUCAAAGGUCGUUUGUUUUUCGGGGAGAACCCGGAUUGGCGAUGGUUUUGUAGAUGGAAGAAUUUAUCAACGGGAUGCAAAUUCAGGCAGGUAAUUUUUCAUAGCAGUAAUUCUUCAACAGCGAUACCCAAUGGGAGAGGUAGAGGGGUCUUCCCAGGCCGAUCACAUCUUCACAGUCAAGAGCCCAAAGCGAGGCCACUCAUCGUCCACUCAUUUACGUUCUUUACAUCAGUCUUUGGGAUAUAAGUAAUAAGUACGCACACGUAUCCAUUUGGAGAACAUACACGGUUCCGUUUUCUUCGCUCUGAUUUCGUGGUAUUACAUUUGAGAUGUACUUCCUUUAGCGAUCAACAGUAGGUGCUAUAUUACAUGGUUCACAUAUCUUAAAUAUCCAACUGUGUUGUUCUUCGUGUUGUUUAGAGAGAAAAAAAAGAAAAUUUCGAUGUUGGCAUUAUAUUACGCUGCUGUUUUACUUCUUUCUUUCGUUGUCGUCGUUUCUGAGUUCGAUUGUCGGCGCCCGUCCGUCCGUCCGGUCGGUGAGAAAUCGGAUCAACGAAUUCGGGACGAAUCACUCGACGAGUUUUCUUUGGCUUGCUUACUUCUAGGUUCUUUGCUGAGUGUACAGCGUUUGUCAAACUUCAGCUAUAAUUAGCUAGUUUUGUUAGUCUAGUAUUCGUUUCCUCAAAGGAUCUAUUAUGACUGUGUCUUUCUUUGUUGUGUAUACAAAUAGAUUAUAUAUAUAGUCGACAUUUUCCGUUACGAUACCUAUAUCUAUCUGAGUUGACUGAGUUUUUCCGUUCGAGAUUGUCUUUUUUCAUAUAAAAACUUUAUGAAGUGAUGGUUCAGUUACUUAGAAAACUCGUGAGGAAUCUUGUUUAAUAUGUUGUCAUGUCGCUUGUGAAGAUAAAGAGAAAAAAAAUAUGAAGAAAAAACAACAGAAAUUUGGAGCGAUUUAUUUGAUUUACCGCCGCAGCAAAAGAAAUCGAACAAAAAAACUUCUUGAGAAGUUAUCUGUAUUUAUUUAUUGAUCGAUUGUCUCAUUGAUUAACUUAUUUAUUUAUCUUGAUUAUUUAUUUAUUCGUUCGUCUAUUACGUUCGUCUGUGUUUUUGCGUGAUUCUGGUACAGGGAGGGGGGGUGUUGUUUCUGAGCUAAAGGGAACAAAUGCGACUAGGGGAGAUGUUCUUCCAAUAGUCCUGCGCACUGAGACAUUUUAGUACGUUUGUGCUUUGUACCAAUAUAUCAAAAUUACAAUAUAAAAAAAUUUAAAAGUCAAAAACGAAAAAAAUGGGGUUGGUGAGGCUCUUCCCUUAUUAAUAGAAACAGUUACUCGCUAUGCAUAACCUAGCCGAUAGUUCAAUUUGCUAUUGCUUUUUUCUUGUCUUGUUAAACAUAAAUCUUUAAAUCUUUUUCAAUAAAGUUUAGUCUUAAUAGAAUGUUAUAACAGUUGUUCUGGUUCAAUAUAACCUGUGAUAAGUUUGUGUAGUUUUAAAAGCCACUUCCCGCCCUCCCUCCACACACUACAGUUGCUUUGUGAUUAAACUUUAUGCAAAAAUGUGGGUCUGAAAUGUAGUUUCUCUACGACGUUCAUGUCAGGCUUUGCUGCCCUAAUUUGAUCAACAUGUGUCCGUUGUUUUACUACUAUUCUUCAUUGCAUUUGAAAUGUAACCUUCAUUUCUGCCAUGUGACAUUGAUACUCCAAAUAGCAUUGACGCUGAUUGUACUGGUUGAUUAAACAAAUAGCUAUAAAAGAUAAUAUUUGAUAGAUGACACCUGUUAUAUAUUUUCUAAGAUAUAGUCUAUUUUGAAAGGAAAAUUUCUGAAUGGAGAGCUCGGCUCUUGUUGAGACAGACCGGUGUGAAUGCUGGAGAGCUAAACGAAAAAAGAAACAUGUAUCCUACACCUGUAUAACGUCAUCCAUCCAUCCAUCCCUCCUCUGCCCCACCUCCAGGGGCGGUGACACGGCCCUACUCAAACCCCGCUACGGCUGGGAGUUUGAAUUAUGCAACGACUCCAGUAGAAUGUUGUUCUGAUCUAUGAACAAAUUUCCUCCAUUACUUCCUUAACUUCCUUUUGGUUAGCGACAUCACCCUCUGCGCGUCUGCGAGAGUGCGCGUCUAAGACGCGUGCAUGCGCAUUCCAGAGAGUCUGUGGGGGUGUUUGUAAGACGGGCCCGUGCCUCUUAAAGUGCGUGCCCGAAUCGCAGUGUCUCUCCCCCGUAGCGCCUUAUAGUGGCAGUCUGCCAAUAGGAACCCAUCAGCCGGUAGUGUAGGAGGGAAGGCAAAGUGAGGAACAAGGCUCCUGUCAUAAUUCAUUUUCUCCUGAAAUGUGUUUGUUUACUAUCUGAAAAAUCUAUAAAUCUUUAAAGACAAAAAAGACGAAAAAAUAUUCACCGGACCAAGCUGGUCUCUCCUACUUGCGUUAUUACUUAUCUAUUGAUUAUUGUUACUAUGAUUAAUAUUAUUCUCAUUAUCCUUAUUCUUAUUACGAAUCAAAAUUACUGCGAUGAAUGACUCCAUGUUAUCCUUGCUAGUUUAGGUCAUUUCUCAAACUGGAAACAAAAUAUUGAAAAAAUACUUGCUGUAAAUGUUUUUUUCUUUUUCAUAAAACUGUUGUGUUUGAAUUAUUUGUACUUUUGAAUGUUGGGACAAUAAAAUAAGGUGUUGAAAGCUG
Misgurnus anguillicaudatus (oriental weatherfish) is the source of this 5589-nucleotide messenger RNA. The record is from RefSeq and is a predicted model, not a curated record. NCBI's taxonomy places the organism in Eukaryota, Metazoa, Chordata, Actinopteri, Cypriniformes, Cobitidae.